Molecule: messenger RNA, 1662 nt
Organism: Homalodisca vitripennis (glassy-winged sharpshooter)
Lineage: Eukaryota; Metazoa; Arthropoda; Insecta; Hemiptera; Cicadellidae
Gene: Hat1
Product: histone acetyltransferase type B catalytic subunit
Exons: 10
Coding region: 260-1510 (416 amino acids)
Biological process (GO): subtelomeric heterochromatin formation
Cellular component (GO): nucleus
Molecular function (GO): histone H4 acetyltransferase activity; histone binding
Source: RefSeq, a predicted model, not a curated record
AUGUCUUAAGUCCAUUCUGAUCCUAUGCUAUCUUUCGUUUUCGUUGAGUGUACUGUAGACAUUUCGUUUUUGAUCUCAAUAGAUCUUGCUGUUGUGGUUUUGGUGUGAAAUAUUUAUUCAUUUAGUACUUUUUGAUACGGGUAAAUGAGAUUUCGAACCUAAAUUUUAUAUAAAUAAAACCGUAAAAAGUAACAGCCAUUGAACUUAUACUGUUGACUGUAAUUAAUUAUUAGAUACUAGGAUUUUAAAUUAAAUUACGAUGGAGGUUGAUAUUGCUGGAUCCAGAGAAGGAGAGUUUGUGUGUGAUAGUAAUGAAGUUCUGGAAUUUAAACUUGUUCGUUCUGUCAAGGACAUAGAAAAUGACUCUGUAUCCUUCAAGCCAGAAAUGUCCCAUCAAAUAUUUGGAGAUAAUGAGAGUAUAUUUGGUUACAAGGGUCUGCGGGUAAAACUGUACUACUCUGCAUGUCGUCUCACUAUGUAUCUUGGCCAGGAGUACCAAACUGUUGUCGACCCUGACACUUUCGAUGGUGUAGAGCCAGACAAUGUAUUGCAGUUGAUCCAGGAAAAGUUACAGAUACCUCAUGUAAUAAAGAAUAUUGAUGAAUUUGUUAACGCUUUAAAAGAUGAUGAAAGUUUUCAGCCAUUCGGUGAUAAGAUGACUUCCUUUACAGUUGAAGAAGAUUAUGGAAGUAAAACUUAUGAUAUAUAUCAUUGUGAUACAAGCAAUCAGAAAUUCCUGAAUUUCCAUGAACGCCUGCAAACUUUUAUCCUGUUCUACAUUGAUGCAGCCAGUUACAUAGAUGUUGAUGACUCAAAGUGGCAAUUUUUUGUUUUGUAUGAGAAGUACAAGAGCCCCACUGGUGUCGAGUGUCAUGCAGUUGCUGGCUACUGUACAGUGUACGAGUACUACGCCUAUCCCGACCGUACGAGACCACGUGUGUCGCAGAUGUUGGUACUGCCUCCCUUCCAGCGCCGUGGUCUUGGCGUACACCUCCUGUGUUCAGUCUAUCAACACUACAGAGGUGUCGAUGCCGUCACUGAUAUAACUGUGGAAGAUCCUAAUGAAGAGUUCCAACAUCUCCGAGACUAUGUGGAUGCAAGUCUGUGUUCCACGCUGGACAGUUUCUCUCCGGACAAACUCAGAAUGGGUUUCAACCCAGCAAUGGCAAAUGAAGCUUGCCUCAAGUUUAAAAUAAAUAAGAAACAAGCUCGUCGUGUGUAUGAGAUACUUCGGCUGAAGGAAACUAACAUCCACGAUGAAAGUGAUUACUCUUCAUAUCGUCUUGAUGUAAAAAGACGGCUCAACAUUCCAUUCCAGAAAGAGACAGCUCUGAUUAAAAAGCUGAAGUCUCAGUUGGAGCAAGAUCCCCAAUUAUCAACGGCUCUAGGGUUGAAGACUCCGGAGCAGCGUUUUGAUACUUUGGAUAAGAUGUUUACCGAGACUGAGAAAGAGUACAAAACAAUUCUCAGAAGGAUGGAAGAGCGUCCUCUGCCUACAAAUAUGUUUUGAUGUGAUCCACUUAAAAGAGUCAUGUAAAUUUUGUUGAAUACUUUUCAUUUUGAGCACUUACUGUGUAGCUAGUAAUUGUCUUGAGUAUUAAAUAAUUUUAAGUCCAACUUUUGUAUUGAUAUCAAACUGUUAAUAAACCAAAUUGUAUUUUU